AUGAACAAAGUAACAGGGGUGUCGGAAUCCCUCUUAAUCAGCUUCUUCGUGACUGGACUGAAACCCGACGUCCGCUAUGAACUUUCCUUCGCUAAGCCUGCCACGCUUAUGGAGGCCUUUGCUCUGGCACGUGCUUAUGAGGCUCGUGGGGACCAACACCCCUUCCGCUUCAUCAUCGGUGGCCACUGGUGUUCCGGCGAACCAACACAAACCUCCUUCAACGCCGCUGCUCUUGACUUUCCCCCGGGACCUAGUCUACCCAUUCGCCGGUUGUCUCCACAGGAGCUCCGUGACAAACGGGAAAAGGGAAUCUGCUACAAUUGUGACCAAAAGUGGUCUUCUACCCAUCGCUGUCGGAGCCGUUUUUAUGGUCUUUUGGGCACUGACGACGAUGGCACUUUUGAGGAAAUACCGGACCCGCCACCGUCGGACGAAUCGCCUCCAUCGGAAUCUAUCCCCGAUUCCUUGAUUUGUGGGGAUGUCUCCAGUUUACAUACCCUCUCUGGGUUGACUCGACCUCGCGCGCUACAUCUCUUGGGAGCCAUUCAGCUCCGCCCCGUCCGUAUUUUAGUAGAUAGCGGCAGCACCCACAACUUCAUUCAACCAACUGACGUCGUCUCUCUCAAACUCCACACUACAGAGGUGCCGUCGUUCCGGGUCUAUGUUGGGAACGGCGAUUAUCUUACUUGCUCGCGGCUUUGUCCUACUGUUCCCACUGUUGUCCAGGGCCAUACUCUCUCGGUCGAUCUCCACAUCCUCGCCAUCGCCGGUCCGGCCGUGGUUCUGGGGAUCCAAUGGCUCCAAACGUUAGGGCCGGUUACUCACGAUUAUGUGUCCCAAACCAUGACGUUUUCCCGUGACGACGCUCCCAUCACCCUCACAGGUGACCCUACUGUUCACAUUCAGCCCAUUGCUUUUGCUCAGCUACGUUCAGGGGCCCAGGCCCAUGAGAUUGCUAGGGGUUACGCCAUUUACAUCUUGGCCCGAUCCGACCCUAAUGGGCCUUCUAUGAUGGGUCACUUUGAGGUUCCAGACUCCACACCUCCAGUCCUCGCCCACCUCAUCUCCCAAUUUCAGCACCUGUUCUCCCCGCCGUCGGGACUACCUCCGCACCGGCCAAUUGAUCACCGAAUACACCUGCAACCCAACACAUCACCGGUGAAUUUUUGCAUCGACUACCGGGCGCUCAACGCAGUCACCGUGAAGGACAAUUUCCCUAUUCCCACGAUUGAUGAACUAUUGGAUGACCUCGGAAAGGCGUGCAUUUUCACCAAUCUAGAUCUUCACGCCGGCUACCAUCAGAUUCACGCGCAUCCCAGGGACAUUGCCAAGACUGCUUUCCGCACUACGGACGGCCAUUUCGAGUUCCUCGUUAUGCCAUUCGGCCUUUGCAACGCUCCGUCCACUUUCCAAGCGACCAUGAAUCGGUUAUUCGCCCUUUUCUUGCACCAAUUUGUUGUGGUUUUUUUUGAUGAUAUACUAAUUUACAACAACUCGUUGGAGGAGCACGUUCAUCACCUACAACAAGUUCUUUCCCGGCUCAGUGACCAGGCCUUUGUUUUGAAGGGAUCGAAAUGCGUGUUCGGGCAGGCUUCUGUGGCUUACUUGGGGCAUAUAGUGUCUGAGAGCGGAGUUCGCGCUGACCCGGAGAAGGUUGACGCAAUGUAG
Salvia miltiorrhiza (redroot sage) is the source of this 1668-nucleotide messenger RNA. RefSeq lists its product as uncharacterized. Bases 1 to 1668 code for a protein of 555 amino acids. The record is from RefSeq and is a predicted model, not a curated record. The transcript has 3 exons. Lineage: Eukaryota; Viridiplantae; Streptophyta; Magnoliopsida; Lamiales; Lamiaceae.